Heterostelium album PN500 is the source of this 2274-nucleotide messenger RNA. It is a transcript of the gene sec20, whose product is annotated as sec20 family protein. NCBI's taxonomy places the organism in Eukaryota, Evosea, Eumycetozoa, Acytosteliales, Acytosteliaceae. Gene Ontology annotation, cellular component: endoplasmic reticulum; SNARE complex. The record is from RefSeq and is a predicted model, not a curated record. The coding region runs from base 1 to 2274 and encodes 757 amino acids. The transcript is spliced from 5 exons. Gene Ontology annotation, molecular function: SNAP receptor activity; protein binding. Gene Ontology annotation, biological process: retrograde vesicle-mediated transport, Golgi to endoplasmic reticulum.
AUGGAUGUUUAUAAUUCUGAAAGUAUAUGUACAUUAGAGCAUAGAAAAUCAUUCAUUUGUUUAACUUGUAAUAUUCUUUUGUGUUCACAAUGUGUUGUCAAUCAUUAUAAUCACGACAGUCAAGAUGUUGAAACAUUAAAAUCAAAUCUCACUCUCUCAUCCACUUCAUCAAAUAUAAGUACAAUUCAUAAUAAUAAUAAUAAUAAUUUUAAAAUAAAUAAUCAAAUUGAAUCGAUAUGGAAUCAACUUAAAGAUAAUACAACACAAUACAAUCGAUUCGAAUUAAGAUCGAAUGAAAUAUCAUCACACUUUCAAACACUUCAUGAAUAUCUUGUCGUUGAAGAACGUCGCUUACAGAAACCAAUAGUAGAACGAAUCGAUCAAAUAAAACAAUCAAUACAAUCACAAAUCGUUCAAUUGAAAUCAUUAGUUAAUAUUGUAAACUAUACUGUCAAUUCAAAUAGUAAUAAAGAUGGUGGUGGUGUUGAUCAUUCCAUGUCAGAUGAAAACAGCCAAACAUCAGAUGAUGAAACAGAUACAACUGAUAGAUAUCAAUUGGAAACAUUGAUAAAAUCAAUAACUAUUUCAAAUUCAUUGGAGCAAUUCAUUAAACUUCAUAGAAAUACAUUGUUCUAUCAUCAACAAGAUGAACAACACCAACUGCCAACCGAUACUAAGCUAUUAGAUUUAAUUCAUGAAUAUCUCAAACAUCAAUAUCAAGUAGAACAACAGAAACAUCAACAACUUGAUCAACAACCACAAAAUGAUAUCAUUGACUUUGAGAUAUUUAUCAAUAAAUUUAAGAAUACUCAAAUGAAGGGUGUUGUUCGUGAUACGAUUGUGAUGCAUCCGAGGCUAUUGGACAACAAACAUCUUAAGAGAACAAUGAUACUAAGCAGCGCUACCUCUAGCGAUAACAAAACUUCAUUGUCGCUGUUUGAUAUCACUGUUCCAUGGACAUUGACAUCACCAGACAACGAACAAACUCUAAUCGAAUCAAAGGAAGUAGACAUUACGUUGAGGCGUACAUACAAUUCCAUGGUUAGAGUGAACGAUCUUAUCUAUAUCUUUGCAUCGCCACCAUGGAAACCAGAGAAUAGAUUAUUUAUCUACUCGAUUCAAACCAAAUCAAUUGUGGAAACAAUCGAUGUUGAUAAGAAAUACGGUGGUGGCGGUGUAUCUGUUUGCUUUGAUGGUGACGACUAUAUCUACAUGAUGGUUGGCUGCUACGGUAGAUCUGCAGAUUUCAACAGAAAGAUCAAUCGCUUCAGAGUGUCUACCAGAGAGUUCGAGGAGUGUUUCACACUACCAGAGUUGUCAUACAAUCAUAUACUCUCGUUCUUCUACGAAGGAAUGUUGUAUUCACUGACAAUACAUCAUCAGUCACUCUACAUUUUCGAUCCGAAGGCAAAGACGUUGUCAUUCUUUACUGACAAGAAUCUAGCAUAUCCUUAUGCAGCCUGUACCGACGGCAAUGAGAUAAACACGAUAGAAUAUCAAAUUAGAAAUGAAAUAGUUACACUCUCACAUUCCAAUUCGAUAUCUGAAAUACAAACAUUACAUCACUCAAUAAAAUCAGGUCUAGAUAAUUUAAAUCAACAAAUAAAAAAAGCGUCACAAAAGAUUAUAGAAAAGAAUAAAUCUGCAAAACUGAAACAAUAUGAAAAGGAAUUAGCAAUACAUAAAGAGGAAUAUCAAAAUUUAACAUCAUUACAAAGAAAACUAAACCUUCAAGCAACAAAGAAUUUACAAGAGAAAUAUAAAAAUGAAAGAAAAGAAUUGCUAUCAGGUAGCUCAAAUAUAACUCAUCAAUCAAGAUUAAAUAAAAAUUCAUCAAAUGAAGAGAUCAUAAAGAAAUCAGUUAAUAUAACAGAGACAAUGAAGAGAACACGUAAUAUAUUGAAUUCACAGGUGAUUAGAAGUUCAGGUUUGUUGGAUGAAAUCGAUGAAUCGUCAAAGGUCAUCGAGAAAACAUUGGUACAACAGAAGGAGUACUCACAGAGAACCUCAGAGUCAAAGUCACUGAUGACAAAACUAAAGCGCAGAGACAUGACCGAUCGAUUCCUCAUCUUGUUUGGAUUCGUUGUAUUUCUGCUAGUGGUACUCUACAUUAUAAAGUCACGUGUUGGUAGCUGGCGUAUCUUUGGUAUCUUUAGUGGCUUGAUACCGACUUCCAUCUCACCAUUCUCAACACCCGACGUUGAUUCAACAGCAGCAGCAACACUCACAGCGUCAACAUCAUCAACAACAUCAACACAAACCACAAAUAUUUAA